GAGGAAGCUGGCUACAGUGCCGGUGCUGCGUACCUCGUGGGAGCGUAGUGCAAGAGCGAUGGGUCCCUAGGCCGUCAGCCGAUUACGAUGAGUGCCACUAUAUUCGCUGAUAUUUUCCAUGGCUUCGUGCAGUCAUAGCUGGCUAACGGAGUAAGUGGUUCUGUAGCUUGGAGAUAGAUCUUCAUUGUCGAGGGUCUUGUUAUCCUGGCUAUCAGCUUUGGAUCGUUUUCCCUGACUCUGCCAUUUCAACGAGACGCAAAUAUUCUAACGCCGGAGGUGAAGAAAAUGCUCCUUGAUCGUCUCUAUACUAAAAUUGAGCACGAGGACAUUUCACUCGGGCUUGUUUUCUACUAUUUGAAGGACUGGAAGAUCUGGGCUCAGGUUAGCAGGUCUCCCCGCGUUUUGCGUGAGCGAUAUGUAUUCUACCUAGUCGACUUUCCCAUCCUCGCAGCGGGACUCAUUGUCCAGCUCACAUCCACGACACCGAUUGUGUAAUACACAGACGUUUUCUUCAUA
This is a messenger RNA of Pseudomassariella vexata, 516 nucleotides long. RefSeq lists its product as uncharacterized. The transcript has 2 exons. The record is from RefSeq and is a predicted model, not a curated record. Bases 286 to 495 code for a protein of 69 amino acids. NCBI's taxonomy places the organism in Eukaryota, Fungi, Ascomycota, Sordariomycetes, Amphisphaeriales, Pseudomassariaceae.